Messenger RNA from Papilio machaon (common yellow swallowtail), 421 nucleotides. Its product is annotated as transmembrane protein 42. Bases 53 to 406 code for a protein of 117 amino acids. Lineage: Eukaryota; Metazoa; Arthropoda; Insecta; Lepidoptera; Papilionidae. The record is from RefSeq and is a predicted model, not a curated record. The transcript has 3 exons.
CAAGUUUGUAUACAGUUUUUGUAAAUAUAAAGACAAAAGUUUGGGUUGUAAAAUGUUUUAUGAAGCUUUCUUAGCAGGUACAUGGGCAUCAAUGGGUAGCACUUUUGGUAAAUUAUCUGGAACACCUACUAUUGUAGGUGAUAGUUACUUGAUAUGGGCUUUUCUUUUGGCUGUAAUGGUGCUAACCAAUACAUGGGGCUGUCGUUACUACCUACACUCGUUGGAUGCAGCGAACAACUCUGUAGCACCUACUGUCAUCUCAGCGGCCUCUAGUUAUGUACUAUCAGGUGUAAUCGGAGUAACUUUGUUCAAUGAGGGCGCCACUGUGCGAUGGUGGUUGGGCAUAUUUUUCAUUGUUAUGGGAUUGAUUUUGGUAGCGCGACCUCGGGUUAAUAAAAUCAAAUAAUAUUAAAAUAUAGUC